Messenger RNA from Vicia villosa (hairy vetch), 561 nucleotides. RefSeq lists its product as uncharacterized. The transcript has a single exon. Bases 1 to 561 code for a protein of 186 amino acids. Gene Ontology annotation, biological process: base-excision repair. NCBI's taxonomy places the organism in Eukaryota, Viridiplantae, Streptophyta, Magnoliopsida, Fabales, Fabaceae. Gene Ontology annotation, cellular component: nucleus. The record is from RefSeq and is a predicted model, not a curated record. Gene Ontology annotation, molecular function: DNA-(apurinic or apyrimidinic site) endonuclease activity; double-stranded DNA 3'-5' DNA exonuclease activity; phosphoric diester hydrolase activity.
AUGAGAGGAGGUGGAAACAGUGCUAAAAGAAAGAGAGUUGGCCAUUUCAACAGGAAAGGGGAGGUAGAUAUUAGCUUUAUUCAGGAGAUCAAAAUGAGUAAAAUGGACAGUGGUAUCGUUAGAGAUCUGUGGGGAGAUGAUAUGGUGGAAUGGUCCUUUUCGGAAGCGGUUGGGGCGUCGGGAGGUUUGUUAACUAUGUGGAAGAAGGACCUUUUCAAUCUGGUUUUUAGUUUUAAAGGGCAAGGUUACCUUGGCCUUUGUGUGGAAAAGAACGGAAAGUUGAUUUAUUUUGUCAACGUUUACGCUUCGUGUGAUAUUAACCGUAGAAUGGAAUCCUGGAAGAGAUUGAUAGAGUUCAAGAUGAAAAAUGAGAAGGGAGCUUGGUGCUUAGGAGGUGACUUCAACUCUAUUUCAUCUUUGGAGGAAAGGGUUGGUAAAUUAGGAAGGAGCUAUAGAAGGGAGAUGUCGGAGUUCAAUGCCUUUAUAGAAGAAAUGGAUUUGGUGGAUCUUCCAACAAUUGGAGGAAAAUUCACUUGUUCAAUAGUAACGGUAAAGCCAUGA